UACUUUGCUAAACCCCUGUCUCUAUCCCCCACCAGGUGAACAUGAUAAAGUACGAUGGCACGGUGAUCCACUUCAACAACCCCAAGGUGCAGGCCUCUCUGUCCGCCAACACGUUUGCCAUCACAGGCCAUGCAGAGAACAAACAGCUGACAGAGAUGCUCCCAGGCAUCCUCAGUCAGCUGGGGGCAGACAGCUUCACCAGCCUUCGCAAACUGGCAGAGCAGUUCCCACGCCAAGUACUUGACAACAAAGCGAUGUCGAUCAGCAAACCAGAAGAUAUUGAAGAGGAGGACGAAGUUCCAGAUCUUGUAGAAAACUUUGAUGAAGCGUCAAAGAAUGAAGCCAACUAAUGAAUCCAACUUCAGGCCCUUUUUACCCAGUACCCUCUGCCCUUCCUCAGUACCAUCUAUUCAGAACCCACUGGGUACCCCCCCCCAAUAACCUAUCUUCUACCCAGCACAGACCUCUCUAUUGUGUGGACUCAAAGUGGGAUCUGUUCAGUAAGCUGUAGCAUGACUUACAGAAUCUAUCAUGGAGAACAUAUGAGUGUCAGAGCAGUCACCAUUCCUAUUCUCUCUCAUGGCCUCAAUACACCCCAGACCUUCCCCUCUCUCUGUCAUGGCCUCAAUACACCCCAGACCUCCCUCUCUCUCUCAUGGC
Oncorhynchus nerka (sockeye salmon) is the source of this 660-nucleotide messenger RNA. Its product is annotated as transcription factor BTF3 homolog 4-like. The record is from RefSeq and is a predicted model, not a curated record. Bases 42 to 350 code for a protein of 102 amino acids. Lineage: Eukaryota; Metazoa; Chordata; Actinopteri; Salmoniformes; Salmonidae. The transcript is spliced from 3 exons.